Molecule: messenger RNA, 2947 nt
Organism: Manduca sexta (tobacco hornworm)
Lineage: Eukaryota; Metazoa; Arthropoda; Insecta; Lepidoptera; Sphingidae
Gene: alpha-Man-IIa
Product: alpha-mannosidase 2-like
Biological process (GO): mannose metabolic process; protein deglycosylation; N-glycan processing
Cellular component (GO): Golgi membrane
Molecular function (GO): alpha-mannosidase activity; carbohydrate binding
Source: RefSeq, a predicted model, not a curated record
AUAGUAUAUUAUUUACUCUACAUAAUAUGUCAAUGAUCAUAGAAUCAUUUCGGCUGAUAAGCUAUCGAAAAUUUAUUUUACCGUUUGCGCUUGUUAAUUGAGUUUAUAGACAUGGCCCGUUGAUUAUAGAUAGCUCUGGCAGUGAAUAAUUAUAAUAUACAAUUUAAUACAUUGCUAAACUGUUUAUUUAGACUUCAAAAUGAGGAUACGACGACUGUCUGCAUUUUUUUGGACGACGUGUAUCAUAGCAUUUAUUUUUAUUUUAUACGUGGUCACGGACUUAAGUUUCAAAUUGCCUAGUAUAAAACCGGCCGUGGAAAUUGAUGAGAGUAAAUGGUCUUCAUUUGAAUCAAAGUUACGCCACAUUGAGAAUGAGUUGAACCAACACCAUGCAGUUGUCGGAGAGAUCAAAUCUGCAAUGAAUCAGAUUGUUGAGCAAUCCCAAGAUUACCAUCCACCGCAGAAACGGCCUAAGGAAUACCCUAAGGAGACAAAGUUGAGGGAAUUUAAAGCAGUUGGUGACGAACCACCGAGGAUGCAUAUAAAGCUUAAUACAUCAACUUGUCCUGUACAAAAACAUGUUGCACCAAAAACUGAUGUUCAGAUGCUAUCAAUGUACGAACGCAUAAUGUUCGACGACAAAGAUGGCGGUGUGUGGAAGCAAGGCUGGAAUAUAGAAUACAAAGAGGAUCAGUGGAAUCAAAAGAAUAAAUUGAAGGUUUUCAUUGUGCCACACUCACACAACGAUCCAGGAUGGAUAAAGACAUUCGAAAACUACUACAAAACACAAACAAAGGCAAUUUUCACAAACAUGGUGGAAAAAAUGAGCGAAGGCGUCGGCAGGAAGUUUAUAUGGGCAGAGAUCAGUUACUUGUCGCUCUGGUGGAACAGUGAUGCAACGGAAAAGGACAAGCAAGCGUUUGCGAACUUGUUAAACUCGGAUAAAUUAGAGAUUGUAACUGGUGGAUGGGUUAUGAACGACGAAGCGAACUCGCACUGGCUGGGAAUAAUCCAGCAGUUAACUACUGGACAUCAGUGGCUUUUAGAAAAUCUGGGUUAUAUACCGAAAAACGCCUGGUCAAUAGACCCUUUCGGAUAUUCUAGCGCGCAACCGUACAUACUUAAGUUGGCGGGCAUGGAGAACUCGAUAAUCCAGAGAGUACAUUACCGUGUGAAGAAAGAGUUGGGUUUGAACAGGCAGCUGGAGUUUAGGUGGAGGCAGGUGUGGGACAGUAUCGGUAAAACUGACUUGUUCACUCACGUGAUGCCCUUCUACUCGUACGACGUGCCUCACUCUUGCGGACCAGACCCUAAGAUCUGUUGUCAGUUUGACUUUAAGAGGCUACCAGGAAAUGGAAUAACUUGCCCAUGGGGCAUAGCGCCGCGGAAAAUCACAGAGAAAAAUGUUGAAGAAAGAGCCAUGUUAAUUCUGGACCAGUGGCGUAAGAAAGCGCAGCUAUACCGCAGUAACGUGGUGAUGUUCCCGCUCGGCGACGACUUCAGGUACGACCGCGCCAACGAGUGGGACCACCAGUACAAGAACUACGAGAUGCUCAUAGACUACAUAAACAGUAACGACGCGUUGAAUACUGAGGUACAAUUCGGCAACCUCCAAGACUAUUUCAAAGCCGUCCACGCUGAGAUGAAGCUGUCGAACUUCCCGGUGCUGUCCGGCGAUUUCUUCACGUACGCAGACAGGAACCAGCACUACUGGAGCGGUUAUUUCACAUCGAGGCCGUUCUAUAAGAACAUGGACAGAGUGUUGCUGGCCUAUGUAAGGGCGGCGGAGCUGGUGACGGCGCAGGCGCAGGCGGCGGGCUCGGUGUCGCGCGUGCUGGCGCUGACGCUGCGCGACCGCGUGCAGGCGGCGCGGCGCGCGCUGGCGCUGUUCCAGCACCACGACGCCAUCGCCGGCACCGCCCGGGACGACGUCGUCGACGACUACGCCAACAAACUGUUGGCCGCCAUAAAGUACUGCCAAUCAGCGAUCCAGCAAGCAGCAUACUACCUCCUCAAGCAGCCGCAAAUACAAGACCAGAACCAAGAGGACAUAUAUUUCAACGUGGACGACAUCUGGCGGCAACACGAUGAGAUCCCCACCAGGAUCACAAUGGCUUUAGACGUAGUCUCGCCGUCGAGGCGGCUGGUUCUGUACAACGCGCUGCCGUUCAAACGGCAAGAGAUUCUUACUGUGAUUGUAUCCACGCCUCAUGUGGAGGUGUUCAACCCGGAAGGCGACCCCAUCAUGGCGCAGAUCUCGCCCGUGGUCGCCGGCGAGAAGCGGCUCGGGCUCGCGUCCAACAAGUACCAGCUGUCGUUCCCCGUCGCGGUGGAACCGCUGGCUCUCACCACGUAUACUGUUUCAUUGAGAGACGUCAUGAGUAUUAACAAAUACACCUCCUACUCCCACAUACGAGUGUACAACGCGGACUACUGGACCCUGGACUUGCCCAAGAUGUUCCCCGUGGAGCAGCCGACCGCGCGGCUGAUGGAGGACAUCACGUUCCAGGCCAGCAACAGCACCAGGGUGGUGGCCAACAUGAACGGAAUGAUUAAGGCGAUCGUGUCAACAGAUGGCGCCACUGUGCCAGUACAUAUGGACUUUGUGCAAUACGACACACAGAAAGGCAAAGACAACAACAGCGGCGGGUAUUUGUUCAUCCCGUCGGGUCCCGCGACGGAGUUCAAACCCGAUGCGUUCCCGGAGAUGGUGGUCACGGAGGGAAUCUACAAGUCCACGCUGUACACCGCGCUCACCGGGCCGCGCGCCGCCGAGAUCGUGCUGGCGAUAUCAGUGUACAAUAAUCCAUCACUGCCGCAAACCGAAGUGGAGAUCAGUAACACGCUCUUGAUCGACCCGCAAGUUGACGACCUAGAGCUGGCCAUGCGGUUCUCUACAGGAGUCAAGAAUGGAGACGUUUUCUAUACAGAUUUGAAUGGGAUGCAC